This is a messenger RNA of Phodopus roborovskii (desert hamster), 1794 nucleotides long. It is a transcript of the gene Shq1, whose product is annotated as SHQ1, H/ACA ribonucleoprotein assembly factor. The record is from RefSeq and is a predicted model, not a curated record. Lineage: Eukaryota; Metazoa; Chordata; Mammalia; Rodentia; Cricetidae. The transcript is spliced from 11 exons. The coding region runs from base 79 to 1779 and encodes 566 amino acids. Gene Ontology annotation, biological process: box H/ACA snoRNP assembly. Gene Ontology annotation, cellular component: nucleoplasm; cytoplasm.
AGCAGACGGCGUGGGUCUGGUGCUCCGGCACCCGGCGAGUGCGUAUCGGGCCCGUGGUGGCCCCGGUCGCGCGCGGCGAUGCUGACCCCCGCGUUCGAGCUGAGCCAGGACAGCGACUUCCUCACGGUCGCCAUCCGCAUCCCGCACGCGCGCGCCUCCGAGUUCGACGUGUACUUUGAGGGGGUGGACUUCAAGUUCUACGCCAAGCCGUACUUUCUGAGAUUAACACUUCCUGGAAGGAUCGUAGAAAAUGGAAGUGAGCAGGGGUCCUAUGAUGCAGAUAAAGGAAUUUUUACCAUUCGAUUACCAAAGGAAACUCCUGGCCAGCGUUUUGAGGGGCUGAACAUGUUAACUGCUCUUCUGGCCCCAAGAAAAUCCAGGUCUGCAAAACCACUUGUGGAAGAAAUAGGUGCUUCUGGGGUUUCUGAGGAAGGAGCUGACGAUGAGGAUGCAGAGUUUGACUGGGAAAUUGAGCAGACUCCCUAUGAAGAGGUCUCAGAAAGUGCUCUGCUCUCACAGUGUCACUACGGAUUUGGAAACCUGCGAGCAGGUGUGGUUCAGCGGUUACAGGAUGAACUGAGUGAAGUUAUUGAUAUUAAGGAUCCAGAUUUUACUCCUGUGACUGAACGAAGGCAAAAACGUUUAGCUGCUGAGCUGGCCAAAUUUGACUCCGAUCAUUAUUUAGCUGACUUCUUUGAAGAUGAGGCUGUUGAGCAGAUUUUGAAGUACAGUCCUUGGUGGAAUGAUGCACAUGCGGAAAUGAUGGCCUCUUUGGGAAAGAGCCAAGAGCAAGGAGAUGAUACUGCAUUGGUGUCUUUUUCAGAAGAGGAAAAAUAUCAGCUAAGAAAAUUUGUGAAUAAGUCUUACCUGCUGGACAAGAAAGCUCACCGUCAAGUGUACUACAGUUUAGUUGACAUCCUUCUGGCCUAUUGUUAUGAAAUACGCGUCACUGAAGGAGAGCACAAUGUUGAGUCUGCGUGGACUAUCAGAAAACUGAGCCCAACUCUCUGCUGGUUUGAGACUUGGACAGAUGUUCAUGAAAUCCUGGUGUCUUUUGGAAGGAGAGUUUUGUGCUAUCCACUUUAUCGUCAUUUCAAGCUGGUGAUGAAGGCCUACAGAGACACUAUAAAGAUACUGCAACUAGGUAAAAGUGCAGUUUUAAAGUGUCUCCUGGAUAUUCACAAAAUCUUUCAGGAAAAUGACCCAGCAUACAUUUUGAAUGAUCUCUACAUCUCAGACUACUGUGUGUGGAUUCAGAAGGCCAAGUCUAAAAAGUUGGCUGCCCUCGCAGAAGCCAUGAAAGCAGUCUCCCUCAGUAAGGCCCAGCUGGGGUUAGAGCUACAAGAACUGGAAGCUGCUGCACUUCUUGUUCAGGAGGAAGAAACUGCCGGAAAGGCAGCACAGUGUGGUCCCACACAGCAGGCUCCAGGCUCCAGUCCGGAGUCCAGUGACUCAGACAGUACCACAUCGUCUGACACAGAAGACUCAGCUUCAGAGCAAGAGGAGCUUGUUGGGACUGAACCCUUACUGCUCACUUCUCCGCAAGCCCCCCUUUUGGAAGAGGAUAGUUCCCUGCUGAGCCAGGAGAGCGGGCUCUGCAGAAACAUGGCCAGCCAGGAGUGUGAAGUCAGUCAAGGGCAGACCCGGGCUCCUCUGAUAGAGGAGGUUGGGGAUGAGCUAAGGACCACACUUCAGGUUUCCACACCUCCUGAUGUCAGUGCUGGGAGCCACAGCAGCAUGCAGGAUGGAGAGGAGAGUGGACAGGUACUCGGUGAUUGACUCACAAUGGUUGUU